This is a messenger RNA of Phlebotomus argentipes, 2836 nucleotides long. RefSeq names its product 7SK snRNA methylphosphate capping enzyme bin3-like. The coding region runs from base 205 to 2688 and encodes 827 amino acids. NCBI's taxonomy places the organism in Eukaryota, Metazoa, Arthropoda, Insecta, Diptera, Psychodidae. The transcript is spliced from 4 exons. Gene Ontology annotation, molecular function: O-methyltransferase activity; snRNA binding; RNA methyltransferase activity. The record is from RefSeq and is a predicted model, not a curated record. Gene Ontology annotation, biological process: snRNA modification.
CCCCACCAUCAAUCCAUCACUCCGAAACUUCCCCAUGCAGCGAGCGAGAGAACAAUAUGGCAAUUGCCGUGGACCAGAAGAGUGCCACUAUAGGGAUUUGUGCAAAGAAAGCUACUUGCUCACCAAAAAAUUGACAGUUUGUCUCAAGCAUCCAACGAGAGAUAAAUUUCUUGCACCGGGCGCGAGCGAGACGGACAGACAGAGAUGGCAGAGGAGAGAGCAACGGAGACUCCGUCGCGGGAGGUGGCCAAGGAUGCCGCCGCCGGCGAGGAGGAGGCACGCGCCGCGGGCGUGAAUGUGCGAAAGGGGAGUCGCAAGAGGAAGCGACAGGCGAACAUGAAGUGGAGCUUCAAGAGGCAGAAGUGCCAGGCGAACCAGGAGAAUUGCCACCAGAAUAGGAAGCACUUCAAGAACCGGCGACUGCAGGUGUUCCCGCCCAUCUCGAAGUUCUUCCUGCCGGACAAGCGUCCGCGCAAGGAGCUGAUUGUGCCGCCGACCAAGUUUCUGCUCGGCGGCAACAUUUCCGAUCCGCUGAAUCUCAGUGGGCUGCAGAAUGAGGGCAUCAGUGCCAGCAUGAACGCCGCGACGCCCAAGAGCUCGCCGAUGACCACGCCGCCCAAGGUGGAGGUGAUCAUUCCGCCGAACAUUCGGGAUCCGCUGCAUCUGCUGGAUCCAGUGGACAGCAUUGAGUACGAGAAGCAGCUGAUUUCGCCCAUGAAGCGGCGCUCGAAGCACAGGAACAGGAAGAAGCGGAAGCGCGUCGAGGACGAGCGACCGCCGAUGGUGCAGGGCGCGCGCGAAGAGGUGGAAACGGCGGAGGAUCAGCAGCCAGUGUCGGGAGACGAGCAGAAGCGCGCCAGCGAGCGCGAGAGGGCGGUGCGGGAGCUGAAGCUGGAUCUGAUGAGUGGCGAGGGGCGCAAGAGGCGCACGAGCGAGGGUCCGAGCAGUGGCGGCGGGAAGCCAAAACUGCGCCGCAUGGACUCGAUGGACAAGAUCGUGAGUCCGGUGAUUCCGCAGCCGGGCGCGUGGAAGAGGCCGCCGCGGCCCAUUCCUGCCGGGCCCCAGGGGGGCGCCGUGAGGAAUCGCACGCGCACGCACUCGCAGUCGACGCAGGCGGAUGAAGCGGAGGUGCAGAGUCCGCUGGAGGAGGUGAAGGAGCCGCUCAGGGAGGAGAAGAAGUGCGUGGAGCAGGCGGAGCCCGAAGUGGUACCGGUGAAGCCAGAGGCCAAAGAGGACGUGAAGAAGCCCAGAUUCAAGGGGAAGGACGAGAAGUUCCAGUACGGCAACUACGACAGAUACUACGGCUACCGGAAUCUCAAUGAGAUGAUGGAUGUGCGGCUGAAGGUGUUCAUGCGGAAUCCCUUUCUGUUCCAGAAGAAGGACGUCCUGGACAUUGGCUGCAAUGUGGGACAUCUCACCAUUGCCGUGGCGAAGAAUCUCAAUCCCAAGUCAGUGAUGGGGAUUGAUAUUGAUGCGAAGCUGAUUGAGCGCGCGCGGAAGAAUCUCUCGCUGUACGUGAGGAUUCCCAAGAGUCCCAAGGAGACCAGACAGCAGCAGGAGGAGGAGGAGAAAGUGGCCGAGGAGCAGCAGCAGCAGCUUUCGUCGGUGGUGAAGUGGAACAAGAAGCGCGUGAGGCAUCAUGAUAGGAAGUCAGAGUACUUUCCCAGUUCCUUUCCGCUCUGCUAUGGACCCGUGCCGGAGAUGAGUGGUGCCGAUGACAGGCACAGUGAUUCACCCAGAUUCCCGCGGAAUGUCUUCUUCAGGACACUGAACUAUGUGCUGAAGGAUGAGAGUCUGCUCGGCGCUGACGCUCAACAGUAUGACUUGAUAAUGUGCUUGAGUGUGACCAAGUGGAUUCACUUGAAUUUCGGCGAUGCCGGACUGAAGAUGGCCUUCAAGAGGAUGUUCAGUCAGCUACGACCGGGCGGCAAGUUGAUCCUGGAGGCGCAGAAUUGGGCCAGUUACAAGAAGAAGAAGCGACUCACGGAGACAAUCUUCAAUAACUACAAGAGCAUUGAGUUCUAUCCCAACAAGUUCCACGAGUAUCUCUUGAGUCCCGAGGUGGGAUUUAGUCACAGCUAUGCCCUGGGUGUGCCGAGGCAUCUCAGCAAGGGAUUCAGGCGUCCCAUUCAGUUGUACGUGAAGGGCGACUUCACGCCUAGUCAGGUGAGAUGGAGCGACGCUCAUCAUCCGCAGACGCCAUACACGCCUUAUCGCGGCAUCUACGCUGAGAUGAUGCUGCCGCCGCCGCGCCAGAAUUCCGCGCACGGCCCGCCGUCGCAGAGUCUCUCGUCCACGUCGCAGUACUACAAUCCGCUGGAGACGGACAGUUACCUGCCCAGCUAUGACUCGGAGGUGCCGGGGCGGCGCUACUGCUUCGUGGCGUCGCCCGUGUACACGGGCGUGUGGUCGCCUCCGGCCAGUGGACGCAACUCCACCUCGCAGACGCCCAUCUACGGCGGCGGCAGCACGCGCGAGUGCGAGACGGAGGACGGCUACGGCCGGCGCCACGUCUAUCCGCCGGGCAUGAGCACACGCAGCGUGAAUGAGGACGCCGAGGGCGUGGAGCACGUGUACGCCAUCGAGGAUGGCAACAGCUGUGAUAACUCCUCGUCGCCGCAGAUCGCCAAUCAGCCGUCGGACGCGGAGGAGGAGUCGCAGCCGCCGUUCGGCCAGUCGCCGCAGUAGAGAGAGUGGCGCGCGCGCCGAGGAGAGCAAAGUGUACAAAUUUUCUGGCCACCCCUUUUAGCAUAAUGCAUUUCUACGCCUGAGCUUUGAGGACAAGCAAUGUUGAUGAGAGUGAGUGCUGAAAAUAAAGCUUCCCAGCUUCAUGGAA